Molecule: messenger RNA, 962 nt
Organism: Drosophila ananassae
Lineage: Eukaryota; Metazoa; Arthropoda; Insecta; Diptera; Drosophilidae
Exons: 5
Coding region: 71-868 (265 amino acids)
Source: RefSeq, a predicted model, not a curated record
CCGCAUAAAGUACUCAUAGUUCUGUCGAUCGUCGGGAGGUAGAGACGUUUAAGCUGUCUAGUUCUGCAAAAUGCGGUUCCACCUAGAACUAUCUAUUAUUCUACUCGGCUUUCUUUUCGUUUACCAAGGGUUCUGUCACACGUUGCCUGAGAAAAAGAUACGAACUACCCGCGACACAAUUAAUAUACCGACUCACUUGUUCAAGCCCUUGGGGGAGACUUCUGAAAAUGAAGAUAAUUCCAACAGACAUGGCAACGGAACCAUUGCCGAUCCGGAUGACAACGUUAAGCUUUUAGAGAGAUCUAGCGGAGGUGUGGAGACAAUUUCCGAAGAAGAUGAGGAGCAAGAAGACGAUGAUCGUUUUAGUUACAUUCCUCCCCGCCAGCGAUUUCCGCCAAAUUCGCGAAUGGGAUUAGCAGUUCCAGAUUUUUCCCCAAUACCCAGCAUCGAUGUUGACCCCAGAGUUCCAUAUUCCUCGCGUCCUGUUUUUGGUGGCAACUCCUGGUCCUCGAAUAAUGAGAUACCCAGACCGAUACGCCCUGCCAUCCCAAGUUCCUUAACUCCCUUGUAUGCCGGUAGCCAAAAUGAAGGUCCUUCCCCGGGUUUCUUCGGAUCGUCGAACAUUCAACGAGGAAGAACAUUUUUCAGACCAAAUAAUCCCCAAGAAGGUUCUUUUUACUCGCCGAAUGGCCCCGGAGGAGGCUCUAUAUCCUCGUCGAUGGGUCCUUUGAGCUCUUCGAACAAUUUCUUCCGCUCGGAGUCGUAUAGUUACACCUCUGAUGGCAAUGGACCUCCGCAAGUCGAGCGGAAUGUCUAUGAUUCGCGAAACGGCAAUGGCUUUGGAUCAUCAGUGAGGCGCAACUUUUAGACUUUGCAUAUAUGUAUGUAAUUUCAGCGCAUCUUCUAUACCUAGUAUGCACAUUUAUAUUUAUUACUUUAUAAUAAAAUCCAUUCAGCUCUCA